This is a messenger RNA of Arachis stenosperma, 828 nucleotides long. RefSeq names its product plant UBX domain-containing protein 9-like. The record is from RefSeq and is a predicted model, not a curated record. Lineage: Eukaryota; Viridiplantae; Streptophyta; Magnoliopsida; Fabales; Fabaceae. The transcript is spliced from 6 exons. The coding region runs from base 1 to 828 and encodes 275 amino acids.
AUGGCAACUCCGUCGCAAAACGACGUCGCUUACUUCAAGCGAAUGACCGGCGCACCCGAGUCUCUUGCACUCCAAAGGAUAGAGGAAUCGGGAGGAAACGUGAAUGAAGCUAUUAAUGCUCAUUUCCAGCAAUAUAAUAAUACACCAAUAAUCAGAAAUCGAGGUUGGUUAAGUUGGAUGAUGGCCCUGUUGCUUUUUGUUGCUAGAAUGUUUAGACCGUCACUACUACUUAAUAGAAUUUAUAAGAGAAGAGAACUUAUUAGAGGUUCACCUAAUGGAAUUAAUGGUGCUAGUGAUAGUAAUUUACAUUCACCACAAUAUGCUGUUUCUACAAUUCAAAAUGAAACCGAAAAUUCGCCACGUGAAGCUCGUGAUUAUCAUUACAAUGACCAUUAUUCAUCAGAUCCCAGUGUCUCACAGCAUGUAUCUGAUAAUGAUGUUGAUAAUGAUGUUGAGGAAGAUAUGAUUCGAGCUGCAAUUGAGGCUUCAAUGAAUACCAAUGUUAAUGGUUCAUUGGACGAUGAUGAUUUGGCUGAAGCACUUUCACUGUCCUUAAAGACUGCGGCUGAAGAAGAAAAAGAACGUGAAUUUAUAGUUAAAGAAAUAAUAAGCAAAAUAGAGCAAAGCAAAGCAACAACAGCAGAAGAAUCGGACAUGAGUAUCAUACUGCCGUUCAGUGGUUUCUGGGUUUGUAGACUGGGGAAGAACGGGUGGAACCGCGGACUCGACAAGGGCUGGAGCUCUGUGUCAGCGAGAGAUGGAGGGCUAGCUGGAACGGGUUGGGGCAACGGUAGCGAUCAGGCAGCGGCAGCGGCUCUAGGGUUGUAA